Molecule: messenger RNA, 1559 nt
Organism: Galdieria sulphuraria
Lineage: Eukaryota; Rhodophyta; Bangiophyceae; Galdieriales; Galdieriaceae
Product: archaeal ATPase
Exons: 1
Source: RefSeq, a predicted model, not a curated record
GUUGUUGUUGUGACCGACAAACAGUCAAUCGUUCAUUUAUUUAUAUUUGUACUCCGAAAUAAACAGAAGAUUGUUUAAUUUCACUUUGGCGAUGGCGAGUUUGGAUGAAAAGUGGGAAGCUGUGGACAACUUUGAGUCUGUUGUGGUAGAUCGUGAAAGAGAUGUUGUUCGAGUGACAAAAGAACUGUAUGAUCUUCAUAGCAACAGAGAACAACUCAGGGGUGUAACAAGUAGUUGCGACUAUCGCUUGACGAUACCAUUUGCCCCCCAUCUCUUUGGCUCAGGCAAAACGACCUUUGCCCGAACCUAUUUGGAGUUGGUGCAAAGGUUUGGUGAAACUUUUCUGUCGACGUUUGCUUCGGACCCUUCGAGGAGAACCUUUUUGGAGAAGCUGAAAAGGGCUUCGUUGCUCUUUGUGGAUUUGAGGGAGUUGAAGCCCACAGAACCGAAAGAACGCAACCUGGAGUGGGCAGUCUACUAUUUGUUAAUCAAGGCUGCUUGUUUGCAAUCAGGUCUUCUGCAACCAGACCCGGACGAAUGUUUCAAGGAACUGAAACUUAGGAGUGAUGUUUUGGUUCAGAAAAUCCAUUCAAUCGUAAACACUCCUUCCGAUCAAUAUCUUCUUAUAGCAUUUGAUGAAGUUGGUGUCCUAGACGAAAGUCUCGACGAAUUUCAUUUCAAGAGAACCCACGGCGGUAGAGUUCGACCUUACAAUGACUUUUUCGGUACCAUUAGUCAAUUGUGCGAAGAACCCGACUUGUUUGUUAUAGUUGUUGGGAAAAGCAAGGGUUUAAGUAUUAAGAAUGAUGUGGCUUUUGGGCUAUCAAGAGUUAUACUACAUUUUAUCCCUUUAUCACCUUUGGACGCUUCCAGUAUCGUUGAAUUCCUUGAAAAGAGUCUUCUUGAGACACCUACUCAAGAACCGGUUUGUAAUGUCUUAUGUAGUUCUUCAUUUUCAGUAAAUGAAUUGGCAGAUUCGUUAUUGGAAUGUACAGGUGGAGUUCCUGGUUUGUUGACUCGUGCAGUAAAUAUGCUUUUGAAUUAUAUAAUACCAAGAAAUCAGCCUUUCAUAUCGAAAGAAGAAUGUUUGACUUGUAUGAAUGACUACGAUUUCCGAAGAAUUUGUGCUGAACCAUUUGUGGAACGAAUAUUGAAUUUGGACGAAGAUAGAAAAAGUGUUUUUGAUUUACUUUUGAUGAUGGCUCUUUAUCGUAUACCGUCUAAAGUAGAUGAUAGAUUGACCUCGGAGUCCUUUUUAUAUGAUGCAGUCACUGAAAUGGGAUUAUAUCGAUAUCCUAUUGACGAGAAUACUUUUCAAGUCCUAAUUCCGAAAGUAUUUGUUGUAAUCUUCAAGAACGACCCUUCCAUAUCUUCUUUGGAAAAGAUACUUCUUGGAUCACUCGAUGUCGAACCAGUAGAUUGUUUCUUCUAUUCAAAGUGUCGUGUAUUUGAAGGAAUUGUUGCACUACGGCUAGUUUUGAUGUUGUCUUCAAAGAAUCGAAAUGAAUUGAGGGAAUUGUUGUGUCAAUUGUCUUCGAUAUGGAAACAAAUGAAACUAA